AUGAACAAUUCUAGCACUGACGAUAUACCGCUAGAUGUUCUUUAUGGAGAACGUACAGAUCAAACUUCAAAAUCAAUAAAGAAAAAACAUGCUACAGACGAUGUUUCCUGCGCUGCCUGCUCCGCCAUAAUCAUUUCUUCUUUAUCAUUAGGUGCUGCAAUUUAUGGAAUAAUUAAUUCUGAUAAUGAUUUAUCGAGAUUAUUGAGUGUUGUGACAACUGUUUUAUUAUCUUGUGUAUUGAUAAUUAGUAUUCUUCGUGUUUUAUUUCCUUCUAGUAAUGAGGAAGAAAUAGAACUCGGUGAUGGUGCUGUAGAAACAGUUGGAGAUAUAGUAAAUAGUGUGAUGUAA
Ambispora gerdemannii is the source of this 348-nucleotide messenger RNA. NCBI's taxonomy places the organism in Eukaryota, Fungi, Glomeromycota, Glomeromycetes, Archaeosporales, Ambisporaceae. The record is from the annotation of a GenBank genome assembly.